This is a messenger RNA of Penicillium riverlandense, 1524 nucleotides long. RefSeq lists its product as uncharacterized. Gene Ontology annotation, molecular function: acetylglucosaminyltransferase activity. The coding region runs from base 1 to 1524 and encodes 507 amino acids. The record is from RefSeq and is a predicted model, not a curated record. NCBI's taxonomy places the organism in Eukaryota, Fungi, Ascomycota, Eurotiomycetes, Eurotiales, Aspergillaceae. The transcript has a single exon.
AUGCUCGCCGUGCGGCCUUCUUUGAGAUACCUGCUGGUCGGGUCUGUGAUUUUGUCCGCGUGUGUCUUCUUUUUCCUCCUGAAAACUGGGGAACCCAUCGGGGUUGUCGAACACCCGAUCUCAAAACCGUCAGCAUCACCACCACCGUCACCUUCACCAGCCUCAACCCCUGAACCGUCCUCCACACCACUUUUGCACGACCAACAACCAGAUUUCAACAUCACUUCUGCGCCUCCACCGAAUUUGGACGACCACUGCAAUGUAAAUAUUGAACACUUGCGUGAGCUUGGGUACAAUCAAUCGAUCGAAUAUGGGCGGUGGGACAUCGCGGUCGUGCGAACACCGGAUUUCCAGGAUUUCUCGCUGGAUCUGAACCUGACCUUGCCAGCAUUUGAACCAAUUGACCUCGAUACCGCAGUCGAGGUUGCCUUCGAACACUGCAGCCCAGAUGCCACAAUCCAUGCACCGCCACGGCAACCUCGCGCCGACGCGUCGCACAUGAUCUUUGGGUUUGCGACUUCAAAGGAACGGCUCAUCGGCUCACUAGAGGCAUUCCAGUAUUGGGCGGGUGGUACCGGGGCGCGGAUGUUCGGCUGCAUUGACGGUAUCACGGAACCCGAGAGGAAGCAAAUCGAGCAAAUGGCCCGCGAAAGGGAUAUCCAGCUCACGAUCAUCCAUUCCACUAAAUGGCUCCUCGAUGUGCAGGACAUGUACUUCGCUCUUGUCAAAAUUCUCUGGGAUAAUCGCGACGAAAACACCAAGUGGGCAGUCAUAAUCGACGACGACACUUUCUUCCCGUCCAUGCGGAACCUCAUCAAGCGAAUGGAGACGUACGAUGACUCGAAACCGCAAUAUAUUGGCGCGCCGACGGAGGACUUUGAUCAGAUGAGGACCAUGUGGUUUAUGGGAUAUGGCGGGGCGGGAGUCUUUAUGUCUAUGCCGCUUCUCGAACAGAUAAACGAACAUUACUCGGAAUGCUCUCUGAGCAUGAGCUACGGCGACCGGCGGGUCGCUGAGUGUAUAUAUAAAUACACCUCCACCAAGCUCACAUGGGACCGUGGGCUCUUCCAACUGGACAUCAAAGACAAUGCCGACGGCUUCUACGAAGCCGGUCGACCGUUGCCGUUAUCUCUGCACCACUGGAAGUCCUGGACCAACGUGGAUGUGGUUCGGCAAGCCAUGGUCGCUGAGGUUUGUGGAGACGACUGCCAGCUUCGGCGCUGGCGGAUCGACAAUCACUGGUGGUUAAUCAACGGGUUCUCGAUCGUUCAGUAUUCAAAACCCCUGACCAAUCUGCUGUCUAUGGAACAGACUUGGGCGUUGGGGCCCAUGGUCGAGGAAUUUAAUUACGGACACAGCUUGGGGCCACUACGGGAAGCGGACUCUGGCAAGGUCUCGUAUCGGCUGAAGUCGGCCACCGUGGACGGAAACGUUGUACGGCAAAUCUACGUCCAUGACCCGGCGCUGGAGGGACUUCCGCGCAGAGUGUGGGAGGUUGUGUGGACGGUGAUCGAAGAGCAAUGA